UGUACGGACCUCUCGCACCGCUCUGCUUCGCCGUAUAACCACCGGUCUCCUCAUCGAUUCCUUCUCUCUCUCUCUCUCUCUCCAAUCUUUUCGAGCCCUCUCGAUAUGGUGUCGCCGUAAUCCUCUCCGCCGCUGCCGCCGCGUAACAAGGCGCACGAGUGCACUUUUUUAUUGAUCAAUAAAAUGCACGGGCCUAGUGCAUGUGGCUCCCACCAAAGUUAAGUUUGAUGAGGCUCAAUUUAUGUAGUCUUAUCCCUACCAAUAGAAAGGUACUUCAUCAACCUGAUUUCUGCAGUUUUGGGUAUGAUAAUACAUAGAAGAUCAUGGCAAACAUGCAGAGAGAGAACACCAUGAACAUACUUCAACGAAAUCAUUCAGGCAGGGUUCGACAUCGUAGGCAUUCAACAGAGGCUACUCCUGAUAUCAAUGGUCCUGGUGGUGCUAAUUUACUUGUCAAUGAUCAAAACAAGUAUAAAUCAAUGUUUGUUCGGGCACGUUCGUCUUUGUGGAUGCUGCUUGGAUUUUCGUUGGUUGUCUAUAUGGGACAUCUUUAUAUUUGUGGUUUAAUUGUGGGAAUCCAAAUUUUCAUGGCACGGGAAUUGUUCAACUUACGGAAACAAGCUAAUGAAGAUAGACAACUGCCGGGGUUCAGACUUUUGAAUUGGUAUUUUUUCUUCACUGCAAUGUUGUUUGCUUAUGGACGUUUUGUUAGCCAACAGCUUGUGAACACAGUAGCUUCAGAUAAACCGUUAUAUCAGGUCGUCAAUGGGCUUAUCAAAUAUCAGAUGUUUAUAUGCUAUUUCCUAUAUAUAGCAGGUUUUAUGUGGUUCAUUCUUACAUUAAAGAAGAGGAGAUACAAGUAUCAAUUUGGCCAAUAUGCAUGGACUCACAUGAUACUUCUUCUAGUGUUUGCACAAUCCUCCUUCACAGUUGCAAAUAUUUUUGAAGGAAUUUUCUGGUUUCUGUUGCCUGCUUCUCUUAUUGUUGUCAAUGAUGUUGCUGCAUACUUCUUUGGUUUCUUUUUUGGGAGAACACCAUUGAUCAAACUGUCUCCAAAGAAAACAUGGGAAGGUUUCAUUGGUGCAUCUUUUGCAACUAUACUUUCUGCAUUUAUGUUAGCAAAUAUCUUGGGGAGUUUCCAGUGGCUAACAUGUCCAAGAAAGGAUCUGUCUACUGGAUGGCUUCACUGUGAUCCCGGUCCACUGUUCAAGCCAAAAAGUUACCCUUUACCUGGAUGGUUCUCAUGGAAAGAAUUUUCAGUUAUGCCUGUUCAGUGGCAUGCUUUAGCGCUUGGACUAUUUGCAUCAAUCAUAGCACCUUUUGGGGGUUUUUUCGCAAGUGGUCUGAAACGAGCUUUCAAGAUUAAGGAUUUUGGUGACACAAUUCCUGGACAUGGUGGGUUUACUGAUAGAAUGGAUUGCCAGAUGAUGAUGGCUGUGUUUGCAUACAUCUACCAUCAAUCGUUUGUGGUGUCUCAGGGUUUUCCAGUGGAGAUGAUUCUUGACCAGAUAUUAAACCGCCUGACUGAUGAAGAGCAGCAUGAUCUACACUUUCUGCUAGGGAGGAUUCUCCAUGAGAGGCAAUUAGAACAACAGUGAAAUCAGGCAUAAUCGCGGUUUGUCUGGUCGAGAGUCUGUACUUACCGGUUCGCUUUCAAAACAUGGAAUUGAGAUAUGGCCUGUUCUUUUCUAAACCAUAAAUAUGUGGAAUGGAGGGGCUUUUUCUGUUUUAUUUUGAGUUUCUGUUUUGUUAUAUUUCGUUGUUUCAAUAUUGGUCCCUUUGUAGUUGUCCUAUGAUGGAUGGAUGGUGUGGGAAAAUCUCGGAGAGCUUUUCCAGUAAAUGAUGACUUCCUUUGUAGUUGUCUUGUAUGGUUUUUCUUCCUCUUAAUCGUAUUGGAAGUUCUAAUC
Messenger RNA from Musa acuminata AAA Group (dessert banana), 1907 nucleotides. RefSeq names its product phosphatidate cytidylyltransferase 1-like. The coding region runs from base 324 to 1598 and encodes 424 amino acids. The record is from RefSeq and is a predicted model, not a curated record. Lineage: Eukaryota; Viridiplantae; Streptophyta; Magnoliopsida; Zingiberales; Musaceae. Gene Ontology annotation, molecular function: phosphatidate cytidylyltransferase activity. Gene Ontology annotation, cellular component: endoplasmic reticulum membrane. The transcript has 13 exons.